This is a messenger RNA of Mobula hypostoma (lesser devil ray), 6626 nucleotides long. It is a transcript of the gene pik3ap1, whose product is annotated as phosphoinositide-3-kinase adaptor protein 1. Gene Ontology annotation, cellular component: cytosol. Bases 207 to 2639 code for a protein of 810 amino acids. NCBI's taxonomy places the organism in Eukaryota, Metazoa, Chordata, Chondrichthyes, Myliobatiformes, Myliobatidae. The transcript has 17 exons. Gene Ontology annotation, molecular function: phosphatidylinositol 3-kinase regulatory subunit binding; signaling receptor binding. The record is from RefSeq and is a predicted model, not a curated record.
GUGGGAACAGCGCCGCCACCGCUGAGGAAGUGACGGCUCCGGCGAAGCAGAGAAGGAAAUUAGAUUUAGAAGCGGCGGAGAGGAGAGAAGCGGUCUGUCCCGUACCCCACCGAGUCCCCGGACACCGCAGGCCGCGCUGCCGAGUCGGCCCGGUGUGAUGCCCCAUCUGUCGGGCUGGGUGGGUGAGAGCGGCCGCUGCCGGGACGAUGUCAGCCUCAGGCCAAAUGAUCAAACCUGAUGUGGUGAUUCUUAACACAGAAGAUGCAAGCCAGUGGACUGACUACCUUGCCAACUUGCUCACAUCAAGCCAUCACUUGGAGGUUCUGCCCUUUUCAAUAAGUGAGGACACCUUGUUUACAAGCCGGGAUCACAAUCAUUUUAAUAAGUGUAAAUGCCUCUUGGUUGUCCUAUCACCUCAGUUCUUGGACUGGAUCGUUCUCUAUGGGCAGGAGCGUGGACUGCACAAGAUACUGAGACCAGUGCACAAAGUGAUUGUGCUGUUUUGUGGUGCAGUGGAAACUCCAGAACUGCAGGCCUUGUUUGCAGACUGGAGUCGGUGGAGGCAACUCUCAUGCGAAGAUGAGCCAGACUCCUUUACAGAAGCUGUGGAAGAAACCAUAUCUGAGAGCAACAGCAGAGACUCUGGCCUUGAUACAACUGAAUCAGAAGGAGAUUAUAAAUUCGAAGUGCAGGGGAAUUUGGCAAGAUCAACAGAGGCUCCACAUUUGUCAUCUACUGCAGAACAUCUUGAAAACAUGGUGAAGGUUUUACCAGAGAGGAUCCAGUGUGGGGUUCCACAGCCGGUUUUUGUUAUUCUAAAGGUUAAACUGGACAGCAAAGUAAAAAAUGAAAUGGACUUUGCGAUGGGUAAGAAGAUGUCAGUCCGGGUCCCUGCGUUAUUUGUCAAUGAGUACACCCUGACGGCGGAUGCACCAGAUAUGUCACCUGGCAUGGUUUCACUCACUGUCUACUCUGGAGAUUUGAAAAUAUGUUCAGCAUCUUUAAUCUACUACACUGACAUGGAAGAAAUUGAAAAUCUCUUGAAAAAUGCCAUCAACCCGGUGGAAUUCAUGUGCCAGGCAUUCCGCAUCAUACCAUAUAACAGAGAAACACUGGACAAACUACUGACAGAAUCACUGAGAAGAAACAUGCCUGCUAAUGGUCUUCAUAUAUUUGGAAUUAAUCAGUUAGAAGAGGACGAUAUGUCUACAACUCAACGAGACAAGGGGCUCCCAACCCUACUUCACUUCUCAGCCAUGUAUGGUUUAAAGAACCUGACUGCCCUGUUGCUGCAGUGCCCUGGUGCUCUACAAGCCUACAGUGUGGCCAACAAGGAUGGAGAUUACCCAAACAACAUGGCAGAGAGGAACGGGUACAGGGAUCUCCGGCAAUUCAUGGAUGAAUACGUGGAAACAGCAGACAUGUUGAAGACUCACCUUAAGGAGGAGCUGUGUGGCAACAUGGAGGGGGAAGAGAACGAAGACUUGUAUGAGUCCAUGGCAACAGUAACCAAAGACAUCUUGAUGAAAUGCAGCUUAAAUCCUGGCUGCGAUGAGGACAUCUAUGAGUCGAUGAUUGAAAUGCUCCCUUCCUCCAACGUAAUGGACAGCACCUAUGAGUCCAUGUCCAACAUAUCAGAAGCGGCCCAGUCAUCUCAAUGUGUCCCUGAUCUCUAUGGUCCCACAAAAGAUUCCAUACUGAGAAGCUUCCUUCAGGGGUCAAUGAAGUCCCAUGCUCCUUUGAGUGAGAUGGAAGAGGACGCAUACAAUACGAGGAUAGAAGAUAUACAACAGAAGGAGAUUACAAACAGACCGCCAGCUCCUAACCCAAGAGUUCCUAUCGUUCCCAAUGUUGAGGACAUGCAGCCCUAUAUUUCCAAAGUGUUUUGCAGUGAAGGGAAGAGAGCAGAGAACCUUUACAUCACAGCCUUGCGUACCCCAGCAGGUGGACACCCCGGCCCAGCACUUCCAUCACGCUCAAAGCAGCCACUGUCGAGGGCGCCCUCCAGCGACUACGACCCAUUUGCGGGGAUGAAGACUCCUGGGCAGCGGCAGCUCAUCACCCUGCAGGAGCAGGUGAAGCUGGGAAUGAUCAACGUAGACGAAGCCCUCCUGCAGUUUAAAGAAUGGCAACUCAACCAGAAACGCAGAUCAGACUCCUUUCGCUUCCAACAGGAAAACCUGAAGAAGCUGCGGGAUAGCAUCACACGCAGACAGAACAUUAAAGGGCGACAUGGCAAACAUCGAGAGAUGGAGAUCACCCUUCCUGCUCGAUCACAGGACAUUUUAGACAGUGCAGAAUGUGGAGUGUAUGAAGCUAACCCCAGAUUCAUCUCGUCUUGUCCAAUCCGAGAGGGGAUACAACGGGGACAGUGGAAUACAGGAAGCACAUCCAGCACAGCAAGUAGCCUCAGCAGCCGAUCCAGUACGCGGAGUGUCUUGAGUCUAGGCAGUGGAGCAGAGGCCGACAAUGAGGAUAACGAACCAAUGAGCUGUGGGCCUGCAGGUUCUCGUCUAAGUCGACAGCGUCCACCGAGUUUGCCACCUCCUCGAAUUCCUCCCCGUGGACCAUCCAGGAGUCCAAACCAGCCACCAGUCAAGUCGACUCCUGCUCCUCCAGUGCCACCUAGAGGCCGAUAGUCACAUCUCAAGAACAACCAAGAUCUUGAUGAAUCAUCCAUCGUUCAAGCAACACACCUUCACCACCUGGAACAAGAAGUGUGGUUCAUUCCAAGAUUUACACCUUUGCAAUUUGUUGCAUUGUUGUUGACACAGCACAUAGGACAUCUCUGAAGAAUGUCAGCGUUUUAUUAUCUAGGUGUGCAGAACUACCAAAUUGCUCGGCAAAACCAUGGACGUGAAGCUAAGAACAGCUAUGUCAAAUGCAAAUGAUACCGAGCUUGUCCGAAUCUCAGAUGAGCAACCAAUCUCCUACUCGAUCCUGUGUGUGUUGCAAAGGCCUCAUUUGUAGGAAUGUCGAACAGAUUUAGAACACUUCGAUUCUGCAUUCAAGAAAAAUCCAAUGAGCAUAUAAAAUUUUAAAUAACAAAUGGUGAACUAUUGGACAGUUGAGGAUUGUGGGGAACAGGCAGGAAGCUGGAGCUGAGAACAAAGUCUGAUUAGACACAUUAGUGAAUAGAGGAGCUGGCUCAAGGGGCCGAGUGGCCUACUCAUGUUCCUAUUUCUAUGUACUUAUCAUAUUUAGCUGAAUAAUUUUGCACGCUACAAUCAAGAUUUUUCAUCUACUGCUGUUUCAUGACAGAAAUCUAGAUGGUUCCUCAAACCAGUUUAUUCUAAAUACAAAUCUAUGGCAGGACAAUUCAGGAACUCCCUCGUCUGUCUGAGAGAUUUAGGCAAGUUCACCCGUAAUAUAUAAAUGUCUCUCAGAAAUGUCUUUGGAUAAAGGAUAGCCGAAGACUAGCGUAGCAAGUUCACGUUUAGUUAUCGAUCGACCGUAUAUGAAUACCCAUGAAUACAGUCAAAUGAAACAGCAAAACCCAGUACCAACAGUCAUACACAGCAAAAGACACAUAUAGCACAGUAUAAGAUAACAGUAAAUAUGCAGUCGCCCAAAAAAAAAACAUAAUAUAGCCCAAGUCCCUGAGCAACAUGUCCUGCAGAUUGAUGGUGCGCGGAUGAUUGUUGGCAAGGGCAAGUGCUCAGCAGACUGCAGAUGAACGUAAUCCACCUUGUCUUCCACCGAGCAAACACUGGAUGGCAGCACUGAUGGGAGUGGCCUGCUCCAAUCCAGCAUGGGCACUGCACCACACCACAUCCGGCAUCUCCUCUCCUGGGCGGCUACAACUGACGAUCCAGCUGCAUCAGGCCCAGUCCGAGCUACAACCAAGAUCACACAGCUUCCCAGCUGUCAGUCACACCAAUAAAUCAGUAAACUGGACUCUUAGUGUACUACCUUGCCAAUGUCCAACAGGGUCUAGCGAUCACAAGGAAAGUGCUCAAGAUAAUCACUCGCUGUCAGACUGCACACUAGCUUCAUGCACUGACUCUGACGCCUCUCUGUAGCAACACAGUCCGCACCAAGCCCAGCCCCUCCAGCUCCCUUGCUAUCGAGCAACUUGCUGUUGGGGUAGAUCUGCAGUACCCAAAGUUCUUAAAGUUCAGCAAUGUCUUGCAAUUGUAAAGAGAAAGUUUUAAAAAGACAAAGGCAUCUCUAUUGGCCGCAGGGAGGCCGCUGUGUCCAAGUAUGCUGCCACCUUACAGGAAUGAGGACUGAUACCCCCAUAGUAGGGUUCAAAGGCAUAGCGACUGCAUGUUGAUGUUUUCCUAAGUAGCUGAUGAAACACUGAUCAUUACUAAAACACGCCAGCAGGACAGUCUGUUGCUUUGUUGUAAAACGUUCCUUUCUGCAAGAAAGAGUAGUCCUUGUUCUGAUCUUCUUCUUUGUUCUCUGUAAGCCCCUCACCUGUUCUAUACCCAGCUGUUAAUUCCUGCCUCACCCCAGGUGAAGCUGGCUGGUUUCAGUGCUUUCUGUUCCACUGGUAACUAUGCACCUCCCUGGUAUACAUCACUUUGAAAUCUAUGCAUAAUGUCCUGGAUUGAUAAUUCAGUUUUUUGUAGUGCGAGGAAGAUCUACUGUAUUUUUCAGUUCAUAGUCUGAUUUGCUGCCUUAACACAUGCCUGACAACUGAAAUUUUUUUCUAUAAUCUGAAUAAUUUUUUCACUAUGGAUGCAAUCAUCUUUGUAAAAUAUUUGUAUGACAUACUCUGUUUUGAAUCUUCAGCAGAAUCAGAAGCAGAUUUAUUAUUAUUGACAUAUAAUGUGAAGUUUGUUAUUUUGUGGCAGCAGUACAGUGCAGAGACAAUGAUUAAUAAGGUACAAAAAUAAGCAAAUGAUGCAAAAAAAAAGUUAACAGUGAGGUAGUAUUCAUGGGUUCAUAGAUCGUUCUAAUGGCUGAAGGGAAGCAGUUCUUCCUGAAACGUCCACCGUGGGCCUUCCUCCUUCGUGGUAGUAAUGAGAAGAGGGCAUGUUCCAGAUGAUGAGGGUCCCAGUGACAGAUGCUGCCUCCCUGAGUCUUCCUUAGAUGUCUUAUCUGUUGAUUUGGUGCUUAUUUUAGAGAAAGAUGUUAGUUAGACAGUAAACUCCCUCUCCCCUGCCCCACAAAGUGCUUGUGGCCUAGUUUUGCAGGAUUAUCCCGAAUGGGACAGUGGAAAGUGACCCCCCCCCCCCAUUUGUGUCUUGUGAGUUUGUCCGGCUGAUGUCACCAGCCCCAUUGUCCAUCUACAAGAGUGAAGAAUGAAAUGCGUUCGCAAGAGAGGAAAGGAAGCAUUAACAGAUAUUUCAAACAGUGGAUGGAUUCAGAGACAUUUAGUAAGAGAUUUGGUGGGAUCUGGUUCUAUAUUUUUUGAAAAUACUGCCAUUAUUUUCCUAAUGUGAGAUUGUGUUUACGUAUGUCUGAACAAAUUGUAUGCUCCAAUGAUCAAAUUGAGAUUCAACCUGAUGCACGUUGCUGUCUUUUUCAUUAAUUCAUAGGAUGUGGUCACCAUUUGCGAUGUAAAGUCUGCUCAUUUAUCUUUGAGAGCGGUGAGCUGACGUUUGUCUGACAAGGGGCAUGGGGGCAGAGUGUUAGUGCUGCUGCCUCUCAGCUCCGAGGACCCGAAUCUGAUCUUAACUUCAGGUGCUGUCUGUGUGGGGCUCGCACGUUCUCCCUGUGACUGUGUGGGGCUCUCUUGGGUAUUCUAGUUUCCUCACAAGUACCAAAGACAUUUGCCACAUUAAUGGACUGCUGUAAAUUACCCCUUAAUAUAGGUUAAAGGGGUUGUGUGUGUGGCAAAGCAAAUUGAAGGGAUACAGGGAAACAAGGAGUGGGAAUGGAUAAAUGGAGAGUGUUUCCAAAUUCAGUGAAGGACUAUUGAAGAUUAAACUGGUGUGUGACCAUCUGCUUCAUCAAAUAAAUCUGUGGGAGGGAGGAAGCGGUAGGGAAAUGUGGGGUAAUGAGACUGAUGGGAAAAAGAUGAGUGCUGGCAUAGACUCGGUGGGCCAAAAGGAUCCUUUUCGGACAUAAAAUUUGAGAUAUAUAGGGCAGCUGGCUGAGCAACAUGGCUUGCACGUGUUUGUUGAUCUCAUUUUCCAAGGCUGGAGGAGGUCACGAGCUGGGAAUUUACUUCUUGUCAAAAGAACAGACAGGUCUUCUCACUGGGUGUGGUGGCAGAGUGGGUGCUAUUUAAGCCUUCCCCUGAAUUACUUCAGCCUCUCUGUUGCUUGCUGGAGCUCUGCUCGUCCAAGUAUUCUCUCAUACUCCUGUCCUGCAGCAGCUGGGAAAACUUUGGGUGCCAGGAGAUGGGUUACUUGGAUACACAGCCUCUGGCCUGUUCCCGUAGACAUGCUGUUUUUGUGCCAAGUUCUUUUAGAUUUCUGGCCUUUGGUGACCCCUGCUGUUGAUAGUGGGGCAUUUGAUGAAAGUAAUUGCAUAGAAUAUGGUUAGACUUUGUGCACUUUAUCUUCUUGUGUGGUCAGAAAGAUUGAGAUCAUUAAGUACAACUUUUAUGUUUUGAAAUUUUGUGCACCAGUGUUAAAUGACUUAAAAUACACAAAUAUUAUCUUAUCUAUCUAGAAAUAUAGAUUUUAAUCACAAUGUUGCAGCCUUAGAAAUUAAAAUCAUUUAUCUGA